Molecule: messenger RNA, 426 nt
Organism: Rhipicephalus sanguineus (brown dog tick)
Lineage: Eukaryota; Metazoa; Arthropoda; Arachnida; Ixodida; Ixodidae
Product: shematrin-like protein 2
Exons: 1
Coding region: 1-426 (141 amino acids)
Source: RefSeq, a predicted model, not a curated record
AUGGCCGGUGGGCUUGGUUACGGAGGGUAUGGACUUGGUUACGGCGGCUACGGAGGCUACGGUGGUUAUGGAGGAUACGGUGGAUACGGCGGCUACGGCGGUGGCCUUGGAUAUGGCGGAGGCCUGGGAGCUGGCGGCGCUGGUGUCGGCAGCAGCGUGGCCCUUAUUCGUGGCGCACCCGGACUAUACAAGGCGGUACCCGGUCCAGCAUUUCUGGUCAGGACCAUCCACCAAGUGAACAAGCUUUCUAGUGGUGGAGCACUGGUCGCCCACUCCGGCCUCGGAGCAGGAUCGUAUGGCGGCUACGUUCGUGGCUACGGAGGUGGCUUGGAUGGCUACGGAAGUGUUUUGGGAUAUGCAGGCGGUUUGGGAUAUGGUGGCUACGGUGGCUACGGUGGCUACGGCGGCUACGGCUACAAGGGUUGA